AUGCAACCCAUCCCAGCCCUUCUGACCACUCUGCUGCUGCUGCCCCUGGCGCUCCUCGGACAGCCUCAGCCUCGUCCUCUGACAAGUCUCUUUAGAGCAGCCUUCCUCUGUCUCACAGAGCAUCCAGGAAAGUCUGAUUCCAGUUAUGGGAGUUUCAGCCAGAUUCAGCCAGUAGGUAGGAUAAAGCUGGCAAAAUAUGUGCCAGGCUCUGUCGAUAAGAAUGGCAUAUGCCAUUGUGUGGUUUACCUGCCCAGCAACCUCAUCCCUUUGAAGCAGAUGGAACAGCUACUGAGUACAGCCCAGGAGCUCAUGGGAAAGUAUGAGCAGGAGCUGUCCAGGAUCAGUGAAUAUGCACACGCCAUUGAAGAUCAGGAUAACCAGGUCCUGGAAAUGAACCACGCCCUGAAGUUCAGGAAUCCUACUGACCUUGCUGCCUCCUAUGAGUCCCCAGCCUUCAACCUGCUGCGCCUGGAGCUGGAGGGAGCACAGGAGUUGGCAGCACAGCUUAAGGCUAAGGGAAGGGUUAGUACAGCAGGCGACCUCCUGUACCAACUCCAGAGCCAGGUGGCUAAUGCCAGUCUCACACUCAAGCUUCUGGCUGACUCUGACCAGCGCAGCUUCCGUACUCUCCGCCGGGAGGUGGAUGUCCUUGAGAGCCGGCUAAGCGAGUGUGAGCGGGAGAAGGAGAAAGAGGCCUCCAGAAACUCCAGCCCAUUCCUGCCCCCAGGCUCUUGUGCCCAUGGAGGCCUCCAGAAAGUCAGCAGACCCCUUGUGGUGCAGCUCAAUUGGAGAGGUUUCUCUUACAAGGCAGGGGCCUGGGGCCGAGACUCAGCCGCCAACUCAUCCUCUACCCUGUACUGGGUGGCUCCUCUGCGUACAGAUCGUAGGUACUUUGACUACUACCGACUGCACAAAUCCUAUGAUGACCUGGUACUGCUGAAGAACUAUGAGCAGUGGAAGAUGGGCUAUGGUGAUGGCAGUGGCAAUACUGUGUACAAGAACUUCAUGUACUUUAACUACUAUGGCACAGAUGAAAUGGCCAAGGUGGACCUUUCUUCCAACAGCCUGGUUCUGCGGCGCCCGUUGCCAGGUGCCACCUACAACAACCGCUUCUCCUAUGCUGGUGUGCCCUGGAAGGACUUAGAUUUUGCUGGUGAUGAGAAAGGGCUGUGGGUGCUCUAUGCUACGGAGGAGAGCAAGGGCAACCUGAUUGUGAGUCGCCUCAAUCCCAAUACCCUAGAAGUGGAGGAAACCUGGCGUACCAGCCAGUACAAACCAGCUCUGUCAGGGGCCUUCAUGGCCUGUGGGGUGCUCUAUGCCUUACGCUCUCUGAGCACCCGCCAAGAGGAGAUCUUCUAUGCUUUUGAUACCACCACUGGGCAGGACCACCAUCUCAGCAUCCUGCUGGAUAAGAUGCUAGAAACACUGCAGAGCAUCAACUAUUGCUCCUCAGAUCACAAGCUGUAUGUCUACAAUGAUGGCUACCUUGUCAAUUAUGACCUCAGUUUCCAGACACUGAAGAGCAGGCUACCAAAGCCACCAGCCAAAAGGCCAUCUGGGGCCAAGACUCCACUCAAUGCUGUCAAACCCAAUAAGCCCCACAGGCCUUGA
Molecule: messenger RNA, 1611 nt
Organism: Pteronotus mesoamericanus
Lineage: Eukaryota; Metazoa; Chordata; Mammalia; Chiroptera; Mormoopidae
Product: olfactomedin-4-like
Biological process (GO): signal transduction
Source: RefSeq, a predicted model, not a curated record